AUGGCUACUACGGCUCGAGUGCUGUUGACGACUGAGCCCACUAUAGCCCUGCAGCAGAUUGAACUUCAACCAACCGGUAGCAAUGCAAACGCAAAUCAACGCGAAUGGGCAUCAGACGGGAUCCCGUCGGACAAGACUCAGGAAGCUUUGACAAAGAACAACAUCCUCAAAGUCGUCGCAGCCAGCGUAUCGUUCUUCUUCGCUGGCAACAACGACGGUAGUCUAGGUGCUUUAACGCCCUACAUCCUCCGAACUUACAAUGUCAGCACCGAAUACAUCGCUUUCAUCUACGGUGCAACCUUUCUGGGCUGGCUAUUCGCAGCAGCCACCAACGGCCAUAUGGCUCGCUAUUUGGGACUCGGAACGAUCCUCACACUGGGUGCAGGCAUCCAAGUCGCAGCCCAUGCGCUCCGUUGCUGGACGCCGCCAUUUCCUCUUUUCGUUGUCACUUUUUUCCUCCAAGCAGCAGGCAUGGCGUACAACGAGUCACAUGCUAACACCUUCGUUGCGUCUUUGAAGAGUGCGCAUCGCCCUCUGGGGUUUAUUCAUGCCAUGUACGCUCUAGGGACGCUGGUCUCGCCGUUUGUAGCUACGAGUAUCGCAUCUGCCGUUCCGUCCCGUUGGGCGCUGUUCUACCUCUACCUUGUCGGCGUUGGGAUCGCGAAUAUGUUGGCUGCGGCUAUCACUUUCCGCGGAAGCCUCAAGAUGCAUGCAAAGCCUGCGCCGUGUGAGGGGCAGGCGGCAGUGGACUCGAGCAGAAGAAAACAGGCAAACAAAGAUAUCGUGGCUGCUCUGAAAUCGCCGCCGGUAUACUUGCUCUCAGUAUUCUAUUUCUUCAUGCUGGGCACCGGUGUCACAGCAAGUGGUUGGGUGGUCGAGUACCUUAUCGAAGCGCGCAACGGCAGGCUGCCAGAAGUCGGAUAUAUGCCUGCUGCUCUCGCAGGCGGCAUUUUCCUUGGGCGACUCAUCCUUGCUGAGCCAACCUAUCGAUUUGGCGAACGACGCAUGACACUAGCUUACUGCAUCGUUUUACUAGCUCUGCAGCUCGUUUUCUGGCUUGUUACAAACUUCGUCAGCAGUACGGUUUCCCUCUGUUUCUUUGGUUUCUUCUUCGGACCGAUGUUUGCGACCGGCAUGUCUGUGGGCUCAAAGCUCUUCCCGAAAGAACUGCAACCGACUGCUCUGGGAUAUGUCUUCGUUUUGGCGCAGGCAGGCGGCUCGUUCUUCCCCGCCAUCACUGGAAUUAUAGCGAGCCGUGUCGGUGUCAAAGUCAUGCAGCCGAUCUUGGUCGGGUUGAUCGUUGCUACCGGGAUUUCUUGGGCACUAGUCCCGAAGGUCAAGCACAGAGAUGUGUGA
This is a messenger RNA of Macroventuria anomochaeta, 1356 nucleotides long. Its product is annotated as MFS general substrate transporter. NCBI's taxonomy places the organism in Eukaryota, Fungi, Ascomycota, Dothideomycetes, Pleosporales, Didymellaceae. Gene Ontology annotation, molecular function: transmembrane transporter activity. The coding region runs from base 1 to 1356 and encodes 451 amino acids. The record is from RefSeq and is a predicted model, not a curated record. The transcript has a single exon. Gene Ontology annotation, cellular component: membrane. Gene Ontology annotation, biological process: transmembrane transport.